CACUAAACCCGCCUCACACAAACAGCUUACUCACACCCGCGCACUCUUUCUCUCUACCUCUCUCCCUCUCACCAUGAGGUCUUCAAGUUUUGCGGUGGUUGCGUUUUUUAUCGCUCUCUUCCUCCUCUCCACCCGAGUCCCGGUGUCGGAAUCUGCGAUCUCGUGCAGCGACGUGUUGAAGGACCUGAGGCCGUGCGUGAGCUACCUGAAGAGCGGCUCGGGGAAUCCGCCGGCGGCAUGUUGCGCAGGGGUGACGUCGCUCGCGAACGCGGCAACAAGCUCGGCAGAUAAAAAGGCGGCGUGCGCGUGCCUCAAGAACGCAGCCCAGAAGAUGAACCCUAACGCGCAGUUGGCCCAGGCUCUUCCUUCGAAAUGUGGAGUCACCUUGCCUGUUGCUGUUUCACCCAACGUUGAUUGUUCCAAGAUCGGCUGAAACAAUAGUGAGUUUGCAUGGUGACGGUUCAAGCUAUUUUGAUUAGCGACAGUUGUUAGUCUAUGAGUUGGAAAUAAGGUGAAGAAGGAAUCUACUGAUGUUUUCUCGUAUUACGUUUUCCCCGUACCCGUGUGAUGCUCAAUCGAGCCAAUAUGUGAUAUGUACCGAGUGAUAAUAAAGCAUACUAUGUAGGAAUAUGUUUGAUGGGAUGUAAUAAAACUUAUUAAGCGGUUUUUAUAUGGCCUUGUC
This is a messenger RNA of Eucalyptus grandis, 682 nucleotides long. RefSeq names its product non-specific lipid-transfer protein 8. The transcript has 2 exons. The record is from RefSeq and is a predicted model, not a curated record. Gene Ontology annotation, molecular function: lipid binding. Lineage: Eukaryota; Viridiplantae; Streptophyta; Magnoliopsida; Myrtales; Myrtaceae. Gene Ontology annotation, biological process: lipid transport. Gene Ontology annotation, cellular component: membrane. Bases 74 to 433 code for a protein of 119 amino acids.